Alligator sinensis (Chinese alligator) is the source of this 4351-nucleotide messenger RNA. RefSeq names its product G protein-coupled receptor class C group 5 member A (gene GPRC5A). Gene Ontology annotation, biological process: G protein-coupled receptor signaling pathway. Gene Ontology annotation, cellular component: intracellular membrane-bounded organelle; signaling receptor complex; plasma membrane. Gene Ontology annotation, molecular function: protein kinase activator activity; G protein-coupled receptor activity. The transcript is spliced from 4 exons. NCBI's taxonomy places the organism in Eukaryota, Metazoa, Chordata, Crocodylia, Alligatoridae. The record is from RefSeq and is a predicted model, not a curated record. The coding region runs from base 213 to 1274 and encodes 353 amino acids.
UCUCCAUCCCAUUUGCUUUUAAAGCUGCCCUGUAAGAGUGGGAGUGCAGAACUGCUGCUUCCCCAGGAUUACAGGAACUGAGGUUACUCUGUUACUGAAUGCGCUAGGAAUUCUCCUCCAGCCGCUACCACCGAGACCUCAGCUUCCAUACAGGAGGCAGAAAAGAUAUUUCGAAGAAGACACUUCUGCUUUGGCCUGUUCCAUCAGUCAAUAUGGCUGGCACAACACCUCCUCCAGGCUGUGGCAACAUUGGCUCUGAUAAUUAUCUCCUCUGUGACACUAACCGAGCCUGGGGCAUCGUCCUGGAGUCACUGGCUGCUGCUGGUGUUGUUACCACAGUCAUACUCAUGUUCUCACUCCUUUUCCUCAUCUGCAAAGUCCAAGACAACAGCAAGCGAAACAUGAUUCCUGUCUAUUUCCUUUUCCUCUUAGGUACCUUAGGUAUCUUUGGCCUUACCUUUGCCUUCAUCAUUAAUUUCAAUGAGAGGACUGGCCCAACACGCUUUUUCCUCUUUGGGGUUCUCUUUGCCCUCUGCUUCUCCUGUCUCCUGACUCAUUCCUCAAAUCUCAUCAAGCUGGUGAGGGGGAAGACUCCCAUUUCAUGUUGGGUGCUGCUGAUUCUUGCCACUGGCUUCACUCUGGUUCAGGUUAUCAUAGCUAUAGAAUAUAUAGUCAUUAAGACGAACCAUUUAAACUUUACUCAGAUGUCUCGGGACCAACACAAUAGUGACUUUGUCAUGCUUCUGAUCUAUGUCCUCUUCUUGCUGGCUCUCACCUUCCUGUUCUCAAUGUUCACCUUCUGUGGUCCUCACAAAGGCUGGAAGAGGUCUGGAGCACACAUCUUUUUCACUGCCCUGUUCUCCAUAGCCAUCUGGGUGGUAUGGAUCACCAUGCUCAUGGGAGUCUUAACCAUGCAAGACAUGUGGGAUGACCCCACCCUCAGCAUCGCUCUGGUGUCCAAUGGCUGGGUCUUCCUAAUCAUGUACAUAGUACCUGAACUCUGUUUCCUCACCAGCCCAAGCAGGCCUGAGGACUACCCUCUGGAAAAUAAUUUCUGUCAACCUAAACACAUAAAGCAGAGUUCUGGAAUGGAAAACCGAGCCUAUAGCCAGGAGGAGAUCAUGCAAGAAGGCAAUGGAGACCUAGCUUAUAGCUCAUAUUCUCCUCAUUUUCAGUUGAAGACCCUUGAUCCCCAAAAGGAUUUCUCCAUUCCACGGCCUAAAGCCCGGGCAAGUCCAUAUCAAGAGUAUGCUGGUGGGAAAGACACCAAGUAGUAGCUCAUCAAUGAACAGAGAGACAAUGAACAGUCAGAAAGGGGCCAUGAGGACAGGCCACAUGGUGCUUCUCUUAUGCUGCAAAGAGAGCGAGUCAGACUGAUGGUGCUGCAUCUGAUGAAAAAGAAGGGUCUUGUCGUCUUCUCCCACCCUCUUUUGGUCUGCACAUGUAGAUUUUUAGUUCCCAUUCUCUCCUAGACCAAAAGAGGAUGUUUAGACCUAUCCUGCCCUUCGCCUCAAUUCUCUCCCCUCAACCAUGUGGCUUAGCUCAACAGCCAUCACACGCCUACUACAUGUGUGAAGAUCAUAUCCUCCAGUGCACCAGAGCUCCUUGGUGCUGGUCCUGGUAAUCAGACAGGUCAUCAGCUGGACUCCAAAACCCUUCAGCCAGGCUUCUAAUUUCUGAUCAGCGCACACUGGUUGUGUUGUGCCCUACAGCCAGGUGGAAGAGAGAGGAAGCAAUAACCUUCUGCCCACCCAUCUAGGGGCCACUUCCUCUACCAGAGAAUGUACCUGACUUGUAUGGCAUUGAUCCAGUCAAGCACUGCAGCCCCUCCCAGCUCCAGUUCCACAGAACUGACUCACAGCCAGAGCUAAGAGGAAGAGAGAGAAAGAAUUACAAGAAUGUCCACUUUUUUCCAUUCCACCCGUACAGGUUUUUGACCAAUUCCUAAUCAACAAUCAAGGUGGUUGGACAAUGGGGAUAACUUUUCAUGGAGAAAAAAAAUGCUGGUCAUUAUUUUCCACUGAAAUACUGAAACCUCUCCACACUAAAAAGGAAAAAGGUGGUUGAAAUUUAGCAUUGCCCAACAAAAGAACUCUAGAAGUGGGACAUACAAAACAUAUAUGUAGAAGGAUGUGAUUAUUUCAGCUUUGAGCGUGUCUGAGUGUGCUUGUGUCUUAAUACAGUAUUUAUUUGUCUCUCUCUUGCUCAACAUUGAGCACGUUGUUGGCACUUAAAUAAUUAUUAAUAUUAUUAAUGUCAUAUGUCUAUGUAUUCCAGUUAUAGAACAUACCAGCCUACUGCUUUGAUACUUGUCCAAUCUUGAUUUUUUAAAAAAAAGGGAACCUACAGAUCACAAUUGGGAUACGAUACUCCAAUUUUCAGACACCUCCUGGAUCCCACCCCCCCUGCAAAAUAUAUUUGUCUAUUCACUCCCAUGCACCUUCUCACCUCCACCCUACUCAUACUCCAAAGGACAGACAGGCCUUGUAGUAUACAUGUACUGCAUUGCUAGGUAUCUGCAUGCUCUGGUACAUGAGCUGCAAACUACUUUUCCCCCAUCCAAAUUGUUUUGCCUAAAAUGCACCAGUCUGUCAUUACCUGCAUCCACACUGUGACUACAGGCACUUGUGUAUAGUGCUGAGAUUAACAGGCAUGCAUCCCAUGUUCCCAAGCACUGUACAGAGAAGAGGUCUUCUAGGAAGUUAUAUUCAGCACAAUGUGAGACCACCUGUCUUCCCUUAAUACAGCUAAAGGUGGAAAUUUAUGUUUACCCACCAUUACAUGCAGAUUUGUCAAUCCAACAUGCUGCUUAGUUCAGUGCAUUUGUAGCAGUAAUCAGAACCAUGGAUCCAUUGGAUUAGCUCUUCCUGGCUGCAGAUAAACUGCUUAUGAUGUGAAAAUACUGGAAGGCCUUUCAGAAUUAGAAGAGACAAGAGUGCUGGGCAUGACAAAUGUAGAAGCAUAUAAGACAGAUUUGGAAAGCACAAUUAAUGUUGCAAUUGUCAAAUUAUCCCCACAUCUACACUAGUGUAGAUAGAUCACAUCAUUUUACAAGUCUAAGAUGACCAGUACUCACUCCAGAACUACUACACGAGGAAGCAAACCUUUAUGACUCUCUGCAAGGACCCUGACCCAACCAUCCACACUAUACAAAACAUUUGAGAGAGCCCUAUCAACAGAAGUGGGUUGCUAUUGUUCUCUAGACAUUGGUUACCACAUAACAUUACAGGUCCAAAGCUAACUAUCUGGAUGUUGUCUGGUCAACUGUUGGCCUCAUGGUGGUGAAGAUGAUGGUGAAGAUUUGCAUUUCUGUUAUGAAGGUGAUUUACCUGUAGGCUAUGGGCCUCAGGGUUUUACUUAAACUAAUAGCUGGCUUUCAGUGAAUGAGGUUUUCAAAGUGGCCUGGAGACACUGAUGGUGUGCAUGUGCCCACAGUUUGCCCUCCUAAAUGAGUUCAUGAAUAUAGUAACUACAAAGGGCACUACAGGGGCAAACUGAUGAAUGACAUGAAAAGUACUGACAAGGUGCAUACCACCAGGUUCCAAGGCAAUUUGACAUUUAUGUGCCGGAACAUGCCAGGAUCUUAAUCCUUCCCAAGGACAGGACCAUGAACAGGGGGCUCAUGCCCACUGAAAUUAUGGAAGACUUUGUCCAUGCCUUCCUGACAUGGCUCAUGAAGGCACAGCCAGAAAGGAAACUCAACCCCUUUCUUACCAGUUGCAGAAUGGUGGGGGAAUUCACAUUUGGAAAGCUGAGGGCAAGAUGGUGCUACCUCCAAAAUCAUUUGAAUGCCAAUGUGCCAAAAGCCAUAUGCAUGACUAUAGCUUGCUGCUUCCUGCACAUCUGCAAAAAUGAGAGGCAAACAGUUUUAUAUGGUAGGAACCAUGGAUGUCAAUAAAGUUCUCAACCAAUUUGUACAAUCAGAAAGAGCCCUCAUAAACACUAUGAGCCCAAGGUCAACAGAAGCAAUGGAAAUUAAAGAUGCCAUAUGCAUUCACAUCUAUGCCACACAUGGUGAUUUUUUAUGAGUAACUGAUUACUAAUGCAUGCACUGCUUUGUCAAUAAUGAAAUACCAUGGAACAUGCUGUACUGAUAUGUACCAGGAAUUUAAAGUGGCUGCUGUGCUUAUUUUUCAAAACUUCUGCAGUGAAGGGACUGCUAAUCUGUACAGGGUUAUUUUGUGCCUGAUUAAUUAUAAGGCUUGAAUUGGAUAAGGGUUUAUUUAUUUGCCAAGUUAAAUAUCAAUUUAAAUGCAACUCUCUGUGCUUGCUAAUUUGGGCGCACGGGCUGUCAUUUUAUUGACUUGUAUAGAUAUAUAGUUUCUGGCUUUUUGUACUUCAAUAAAGCCCU